CUCUUUUUAGAGCUCAAGCGGCAUCUGCGCAUAUAAACCACCAAUACCCACAAACCAUGAGCACGAUCGAAGCCAGCUCGGAGCGCUCGUCAUGGAAGACCGAGAACCCCAAUCAGGCGCGUGAUGCCAUCUCCUGGGACGCAUACACUAGCGGUCUCAAGGCAGGCGCUGUCGCCGCCGUAUUAGCCGCGGGAGCGGUGUACUCUGCAAACAAACACUGGCCGGCUUUCCGCAACCGCCUGAACGUGAGUGGCAAGACCGCACUGGUGGUGUCGCCCUUCCUCGCAGCCUUCACACUUGAGGCUGAGACCCGUUUGAUGCACGGAGCACGCAACCCAGAAAUGUACCUUGCCACAAUGGACGGCACGUACGUGGAAAAGGAAGAGAAAGUGUCGCAGCUCAAAUUCUGGCAGAAGAGUGCCAACUUCCUGUAUGACCACCCGUAUCGCGCUCUGAUCACCGUUGGUGUGCCGCUGGUAGGCGGAAUCUAUAGCUACCAGCACCUGAACAAGGGCAUCUCCACUUCGCAGCAGAUCAUGCACACGCGUAUCUACGGCCAAGCGGCUGUAGUCGUUAUGCUGUUGAGCUCUAUGGCCUUCCACGACUACAUGGCGAAGCGCGGCAAGUUCACAGUCGAGGAUAAUGAGGACUAAAGCGAAUUCAGGAUAUUGUAGAUGACAGCUCGAGACGGAUCAUACUCACCCCUCGAUGGCAGAGGCUUUUUUGUAAGUCUCACUUUGUCUCCAUUUCGAAAAGAUUUUCCAUUUUGCAGGCUCGACUACCCAAAAGUUGACCAAAAUAAAGUGAUUUUUUAUUGUA
Molecule: messenger RNA, 819 nt
Organism: Phytophthora infestans T30-4
Lineage: Eukaryota; Oomycota; Peronosporomycetes; Peronosporales; Peronosporaceae
Exons: 1
Coding region: 57-653 (198 amino acids)
Biological process (GO): mitochondrial respiratory chain complex IV assembly
Cellular component (GO): mitochondrial inner membrane
Source: RefSeq, a predicted model, not a curated record